Molecule: messenger RNA, 2693 nt
Organism: Anolis sagrei ordinatus
Lineage: Eukaryota; Metazoa; Chordata; Lepidosauria; Squamata; Anolidae
Gene: DYNLL2
Product: dynein light chain LC8-type 2
Biological process (GO): microtubule-based process
Cellular component (GO): cytoplasmic dynein complex
Molecular function (GO): dynein intermediate chain binding
Source: RefSeq, a predicted model, not a curated record
GGGGGGGCAGGCCGGGCAUCCCGCCAGAGAGCGGCCAAGCAGCGGAGGAGGAGGAGGGCGGCUCGGUGUCUCUGCCUCGGCCUUAGCGGGGAGGAAGGCGAAGAGGAGCCCGAGAGGAGCCCGGCCUUGGAGCCCGGCAGAGACAGAGAGAGACCCCCAGCUCAUUCUGCAAAGGACUGAAGGCUUUGCCCUGACACUGUGAAGGUCCACCAUGUCUGACAGGAAGGCUGUGAUCAAAAAUGCGGACAUGUCUGAAGAUAUGCAGCAGGAUGCUGUCGAUUGUGCCACGCAGGCGAUGGAAAAGUACAACAUAGAGAAGGACAUUGCAGCAUAUAUCAAAAAGGAAUUUGACAAGAAAUACAACCCCACCUGGCACUGCAUUGUGGGCAGGAAUUUCGGCAGCUAUGUAACGCACGAGACGAAGCACUUCAUCUAUUUCUAUUUGGGCCAGGUUGCGAUCCUGCUCUUUAAGUCAGGCUAGGAGGCGGAUGACAGUGGUGGAUGAGGAACACGGUGGAUGCGGGACACGGACUGUAGUGCACUGAAGAAAGUGGGGGCCUAGCCCCCUUCGCCAUGGCUGUGCCGCUGCAUGGACUGUAUACUAUAUUAAAUGUGUAUAUGUUGCAGUAAAAAAAAACCCACCUAAAGUUCUGUUCAUAUUUUUGUUGUUGCCUGUGAGAAGAAAGGCAGCAAAUUUUUUUCCUCCCCAUCCUUUUAAUUUGUUUUGGGUUCUUGCUCUAUUUUCUUUUUUAUUUCUGUUCCUUUGCACUAGGAGAACUGUAAAAUGCUUCAUCCAUGGCCUUUAAGUGGGAAAAAAGAAAUAAUGAUGAUGAUGAAUAAAUAAUAAAAAAGAGAGAACCUUUAAUUCCACAAAAAGAAAUCCUUUGUUUGAACUUCCUUGCAAAAUCAUCAAAAUAAAGGGGGAAUAAAUUGGGGGAAGGGGCUUUGAAUUUGAGUAAGGUUCCCAACCUCCCCCCCCCCCCAUUCUUUCUAGUCCUCUCCAAAUGACCACUGCAAAAAGUCAUCUUAUUCGUGAAAUGAGACGACGUCCUGGACGUUGUGUCGGCCCCAAUUCUCCCAACUUUUGCAGAUCAGAAAAAUGAAGCUUUGUGAUUUAGUUAUGAGCUAGAAUUCAUUUAAAGUGUGUUUCCAAACCGGUUGUCGGUCCAGUCUUGCCUUGCCUCUUGAGUUUUAGGAGCAUUUUUGCUGGGCCUAACGUGAUCUGGCUUCUCUCCCACUCUGUCCCUCUUUCGAGUCAGCGUUGCCUUAUUGUGACUCGCUUUAUUUUCCCCGUCGUGAGGGGAAAUACCCGUCCAAACCCAGUGGCUUGGUGUCGCUGUUGUUGUGUUCGGUCUGUCUGUCUUUACUGAAGGCCAUCAUCUCUAAAGGCGGAAUAUUAUUUUUUAAUUUUUUCUUUCUCCCUUCUCAAUGCUUACGACGAAUCGUUCAGAAGCAGAUGCAGAAAUAGCUGAAGAACAUUCUUUCUCUUUCUAGCCUCUUUACUGUAUAGCUAUGUAUUUCAGGUUUGAUUGCAGUCAUGUUGAAUUGCUUUUCCUCUUUUUAAGGGGCCAGGUUAAUUCCUAAGCAGCAAUUAUAGCUUGAGCAAGUUAAAAAAGUUAAAUAACUUAAAGUUUGGAAGUAGGGAUGGCAGUUUCUCCCCUUUGGCGUCACUGAAGAGUAAGAGAAUCAUUAGGAAAUGCUAUCUGUUACCCUGUUCCCCCCAAAAUAAGACAUCCCCUGAAAAUAAGACCUAGUAGAGGUUUUGCUGAAUUGCUAAAUAUAAGGCCUCCCCUGAAAGUAAGAUCUUGCAAAGUUUUUGUUUGGAAGCAUGCUUCUUCCUGGUGGCUGGAAGCUGCAAUACCGUCCCUGCUGUACAAAUGUGCUAUUGUUAUAGUCUCCUGACAGUGUUUGGGAGCCAGGUACUUUACACUCCUUAUUUUUGGUGGCCCUGUGUGUGAGGGCCAGUAUAUUUAUUAUAUACUGACAACUGUACAGUAAAUAAUAAAUGUUCAUUUUUUUGGUUCAACAAUAAAUGUGAAUUCUUCAUGGAAAAUAAGACCUAGCGCAUCUUUGGGAGCAAAAAUUAAUAUAAGAUACUGUCUUAUUUUCCGCGAAACAGGGUAAGUUAGAAAAUUGACCCCUGAGCUUGGAUUGUGAAAAUAUUGGCAUCCAUCCACGCUUUUAUAUCUUGGAGUCAGUGGGAAGAAACGCAUGGCCAUUUUCCAUUUUCUGCCCCUCUUUUCUUGAAACUAUCCCUUUCUGAGAAACAGCAAAACCCAAAGUGAUGCCUAGAACCUUGUAAAAAACUCCAGUGAAACCAUCCUGUAAAAAAAAGCAAACAAACCAAACGUAUGAAAUUGAUGUUGCUGUUAUAUUAUUCCAUGUUGGCUGCGAUUGAAAGGGGGGGAGUGGGGUGGGUGGUGCCUUGGAUUAAACUGGGCUGCCCCAGUUUUUGUCGCGUUUGUAACAAGAACCCCACUCCUGUUCCGAAAAGGCGAAUGUUCCCUCCUUAACCCUCUUUUUCCUUUUUUAAUUUUUUUCAUGCAUGAGUCUUAACCUGUCAAUAUGCUCACACUUCAUGGAGUGCAAAUUAAAAAAAUACCCCAAAUGGCAUCCCCUUCCUAACUGCAGUUGCUCAAAACAAACCUUUUUAUUUUUCAAAGACAUUAAAAAAGAAUUGACACAUUUAAGAA